This is a messenger RNA of Zonotrichia leucophrys gambelii, 712 nucleotides long. It is a transcript of the gene MPC2, whose product is annotated as mitochondrial pyruvate carrier 2. The record is from RefSeq and is a predicted model, not a curated record. Gene Ontology annotation, biological process: pyruvate import into mitochondria. Gene Ontology annotation, molecular function: pyruvate transmembrane transporter activity. Lineage: Eukaryota; Metazoa; Chordata; Aves; Passeriformes; Passerellidae. Gene Ontology annotation, cellular component: mitochondrial inner membrane. The transcript has 5 exons. Bases 142 to 525 code for a protein of 127 amino acids.
AUCAGAGCGCUGGCUGGCGGUGGGCAGGUCCGGGGGGCGGGGCCGGGGCGGAGGAAGGACGCACGGACGGGACGCGGCCCCCGCUCGGUGCCCGCUCGCCCCUCGCUGUCCGCUCCGAGCCCGCUCGCCCCGUCCCUCGCCAUGGCCGCCGCCGCCGCGGGACUCCGCGCCUCCUACCACCGCAUGCUCGACCGCAUCGAGCUCAUGCUGCCGCCGCGGUUCCGGCCCUUCUACAACCACCCGGCGGGUCCCAAAACAGUGUUUUUCUGGGCACCUAUUAUGAAAUGGGGCUUGGUGGGGGCUGGACUGGCUGACAUGGCCAGACCAGCAGAGAAGCUCAGCACAGCACAGUCUGCAGUUCUCAUGGCCACAGGCCUUAUCUGGUCAAGGUACUCCCUGGUGAUUAUCCCUAAAAACUGGAGCCUGUUUGCUGUGAACUUCUUUGUUGGCUGUGCUGGUGCUUCCCAGCUUUUCCGAAUAUGGAGGUAUAAUCAGGAGCUAAAAGCACAAAAGCAAAUGCAAUAAAGAGAUGCUUAACCCAACAGGUCAAAUCUAGCAACGCACAAACCCAUCCCCAUGGGACCUAGCUUCACUAAUUUUAAUGUUUUUUUCUCUGAGAAAAUAAAAGAGGAAAAUGAAGAAGAGCAAAUGUUUUCUAAGUGCAAAUAACCAAGUAUCUCCACACAAAUAAAGGGCAACCUUUUAAAAUGAA